AUGGCCAGGGACAAUAGCGACAACAACAACAGCAGGGAUAACAGUGGCAACAACAGCAGGGACAACAGCGACAACAACAGUAGCAGGGACAACAGCGACAACAACAGCAGCAGGGACAACAGUGGCAACAACAACAGCAGGGACAAUAGCGACAACAACAGCAGGGACAACAGCGACAAUAACAGCAGGGACAACAGCGACAACAACAGCAGGGACAACAGUGGCAACAACAGCAGCAGAAACAACAGCGACAACAAUGUAUUGCGUAAGAAGGAGAGUCUGGAGGGGAGUCACGCGGAGGGCAGCAAAAGAAGGAGUUACGUGGAGUGCAGCAAAGGAGGGAGUUAUGAGGAGUGCAGCAAAGGAGGGAGUUAUGAGGAGUGCAGCAAAGGAGGGAGUUAUGAGGAGUGCAGCAAAGGAGGGAGUUACGAGGAGUGCAGCAAAGGAAGGAGUUACGUGGAGUGCAGCAAAGGAGGGAGUUAUGAGGAGUGCAGCAAAGGAGGGAGUUACGUGGAGUGCAGCAAAGGAGGGAGUUACGAGGAGUGCAGCAAAGGAAGGAGUUACGUGGAGUGCAGCAAAGGAGGGAGUUACGUGGAGUGCAGCAAAAGAGGGAGUUAUGAGGCGUGCAGCAAUAAGGAGGGAGUUACGUGGAGGGCAACAAAGGAGGGAGUUACGAGGAGGGCAACAAAGGAGGGGUCACAUGAGUGCCUCUCAUGUCACUGA
Messenger RNA from Hyalella azteca, 723 nucleotides. RefSeq names its product GATA zinc finger domain-containing protein 4-like. Bases 1 to 723 code for a protein of 240 amino acids. The transcript has 3 exons. The record is from RefSeq and is a predicted model, not a curated record. NCBI's taxonomy places the organism in Eukaryota, Metazoa, Arthropoda, Malacostraca, Amphipoda, Hyalellidae.